UUUCUUUUUCUUAUUUUCUUUUGCGUGUGAAGUUCACGCUGGUCCUUCUAUACCUAUUGUUUGUCCUUUCCAAAAGGAGCCCCCCAAACAUUUGAUCCUUGCGAGCCCAAUAAAUCGAAUCGUCCUUAAAAUUUACAGUCUAUUUAACUAUCCAAAAGUGUUUAAUCGCAACCUUGGUUUGAAGUCCAUAGCAAGACGCAGAUAUUUCCGUUAAAAAAAACAUUUGUUUACCAUUUUUUAUAGCAACGCUUGACCAAGUAGCAUUCCUAUGACACUGGUGUCGAUUUCCAUUUGUCCGAGUAAUGUGCGGUUGCAAUAACCGAUAACCGGUCAGUUUUUUAACCCAUUGUUGUGACAGGUGACAAGACAUAACGUCAAUGUUUUGUUAUUGUUUACCUAACCCAAUUUUUGAUUGUUACCUUUGUGAUUUUGCCCAAUAGAAAUUUGAACUUUAACUCUUUGAUUGAUAAAAGUUCAUUUUUACCGACCAAUAUACCCUUUUGUGAUUCAACGUUAUUCCGGCGUUGUUUAUACCAGUGAUUUAUCCACAAAUCUUCCGAUUUGUUUGGAUACCCCAUUCCAUUAACGUUUAUUGUGGAACGUUAAAUUAUUAGUGCUUCAUUCCUUUGUGAUAUUCGACGUUAUUCCGGCGUUGUCUAUACCAGUGUUAUAUACACAAACCUAACAAUUUGUCUGGAUACCAAUUUCCAUUAAUUCCAUAUUGUGGAGGUUUUAUUUAGUAUUUACCAUUCUUAGUUACCAUUAUGUCUACAAAUCAGCCAGUAGCAGCUAAAUUAAUAAAGAAGCGUCAGUCCUAUAUUAAACGAUUAGAAGCCAUAUAUAAUUUGGCUGUUGAGUGUCAAAACCAUCCUUCCAAGUUGAAUUUACUGAGAGCCCGCGCUGAGGAUUUCCCUAGUAUUUGUUCUUCUUUUGAGACUUUGCAUUUAGACAUUUUAGCUUGCUCUGAUGAUGACAAACAGGAUGAGCAACAUUCUCUUGGAAAUACCUUUGAUGAAAUGAAAUAUGUUGUUCAUUCCUUGCUUCGAGAGUUACUCCCUCCAGUAGAUGUUGUACCAAAAAGUGGCUGCAAAAGCAACAACCACUCCUUUAGUGAAUUGCCAAGUGAUGAUCAUGAUCAUGAUCUUGACCUACCUAGAAUUAAAGUCCCUGUCUUUUCUGGGAACAGACGAGACUGGCCUGCCUUUUAUGAUCUAUUUCGAACCCUUGUCCAUGAGAAAAGAUCCCUUUCUGAUAUACAAAGAUUCCAACAUCUCCAAAUGGCUGUUCAAGGCGAAGCAGCUGAGCUUAUUAGAAACAUUGCCUUAACUGAAGCUAAUUAUCCUGUGGCUUUUAAUGCUUUAAUUGAGCGUUUUGAGAAUAAGAGAGCCCUAGCAACUGACUAUUGGCUAGCUAUAUAUAAUGCACCUCCAGCCAAAACUCACUCUGCCGGUGAUCUGAGAAGACUUAUCACUACCUUUUCCCAAAAUAUGGAGGCUUUAAAUUCCUUGCAAGGAAUUGAUUUGUGGGAUUUUACCAAAUUAAAUUUGCUAUUGCAAAAAAUUGACCCUUCCUUAAAAACCCGAUUUGAAAUUGAAUGCAGUGAUAAACCCAUUCCCAGAUAUGGAGAUUUGACUAGAUUUUUAAACAAAACAUGUAAAGCCUUGGAAAAUAGUGUCCUUCUUAAUGAGCCCAAAGUAGUAUCUCAAUCCAAUUCGAAACAAAAGGAAUCUUAUGACCCUAAUAGAUCUAAAAGAGUGGUUCCAGCCAAAGCUUAUAUGACCAAUACCGAGCAGAAAUGUUUGUUCUGCAACCUGAGUUCACACCCCCUUGUAAAGUGUACCAAGUUUAUUGAAGCAGAGGUUUCAGCAAGAUAUUCCUUUGUUAAACAGCAGCAUAUGUGUUUCAAUUGUUUCUCCAGGACUCAUAGUGUUCCUAGAUGUCUUGGAACCAAGGUUUGUAAAAUUUGUUCCAAGAAACACCAUACUUUGCUGCACUUCCAACCUAUCAAUGAUGUUCCCAAUGUUAGUGAAGUCAAGGAACCCCCUACUGUUAAUGCCACUUCUGUAGUGCCUUGCUUGACAAGUGUGCUUUCCCAUGAAGAACCUACUUUGUUUGCUACAGCUGAAAUAUCAGUGUACAAUAUUUCUCAAGAUUUGUUUCCUUGUCGUGCUAUGCUUGACUGUGCUAGUGUGGCUAAUUUUGUGACCUUAUCUUGUGUACAGCAACUUGCUCUACCCAUUACACCUAGCCAAAUUCCUAUUCAAGGCAUAAACAAUAUGUCUACAGCUUCGUCAUUAGGUACAGUUAAGCUAAAGGUUUUGUCCACAACUGGCCCAUGUUUGGAAUUUGAAGCAAUUGUUGUGCAUUCCAUUUGUGAAAAUACCCCAACCUUUCCAAUUAAUCCCUCCAAGUGGAAACAUUUGAGAGGUCUUGAAUUAGCCGACAAGAAUUUUGCUGUACCCCAUGGUAUAGAUUUGCUCCUAGGUGUUCCUUUGUUUUCCGAGAUUAUUCUCCCAGGUUUUAGGAAAAGUAUCAAUGGUAGUCCAUGUGCUAUUAAAACCAUAUUUGGAUGGAUUUUAAUAGGUGGCAAUAAUACUCCCACUAAUGAAUUUGUGUCAUUGUGUACCUAUGUGCCAAGUACCAUCCCAGUUGAAAGUCCUCUUGAUAUCAAUUUGCAUAAAUUUUGGGAGCUUGAGGAUGUUCCAGAUAAGGUUCUCUUGAGUCCUGAGGAACAGAAAUGUGAAGAUUUCUUUGUUUCCACUUGUUCUCAAAAACCUGAUGGACGCUAUGUAGUGCGUCUUCCCUUUAAGCAACCAGACAUUGACUUGGGUGAUACCAGACAUCAAGCCUUGAGACGUUUCAAUUUGUUGGAGAACAGAUUGAUUAGAAAUCCAAGUCUUCGAAGCUUGUAUAACGAUUUUAUGCAAGAUUAUUUGGAUCAAAACCACAUGAUACCCUGUACUUCCGCUGACAAUCUUUCAUAUUAUUUUCCUCACCAUUGUGUUGUCAAAGAUGACAGUGGAACUACUAAAAUUAGAGUUGUAUUUGACGGAUCCUCAAAAGGCUCUAAUAACCUUAGCUUAAAUGAUGUUUUAUUGCCAGGUCCAAAACUCCAAAACGAUAUUGUUACCAUUUUGUUAACCUUUAGAUUUUUCCCCAUUGUGUUUAGCACCGAUAUUCGCCAAAUGUAUAGAAUGAUUGGCAUCCAUGAACAAGAUUUAAAAUACCAAAAGAUUUUAUGGAGGUUUGAUCCUUCAAACCCUAUUCAAGAAUAUACCUUGUGUACUGUCACUUAUGGUCUAAAUUGUAGUCCAUAUUUGGCAAUCCGAACCUUACACCAAUUAGCCAAGGAUUAUGGAAAAGAAUUCCCCCUUGCUCGUGACAUUCUUUUAAAGUCAACUUACGUGGAUGAUAUAAUUGGUCUUGGUCAUUCAGUUAAAGGAAUCUUAGAACUUCAGAAGCAAUUAACAGAUUUACUCUUUUGCGGUGGGUUUGAGCUUCGAAAGUGGACCUCUAAUUGUAAGGAGUUGUUAUCCCUAGUGCCUGAAUCACAUCAACACAAUAUCUCCUUUAAUGACAAUGCCAAUUGUACCUUAAAAAUUCUGGGGUUACAGUGGAACCCAGUGUUAGAUGUAUUUUCCUAUUCAGUAAAACCAAUCGCGCGUGAGUGCACCAAAAGAGUUAUCUUGUCCGAAAUAGCCAAGAUUUAUGAUCCAUUAGGGUUUGUAGCUCCAGUUGUAUUAGUUGCCAAGUGCCUUAUUCAGCGUCUUUGGAUUCAAGGCGUUGGAUGGGAUGAAGUUCCUACUUCAGAUGUCGUUAACCAAUGGCAAGUGUAUGUCUCCCAACUUCCUUUAUUAUCCUCAUUUGCGAUUCCACGUCACGUAACUAUUUCUGAUGCUGUUUGCACUGAAUUACAUGGUUAUUGUGAUGCAUCUUUGUUAGCCUAUGGUGGUGUCUUAUACAUGAGACAAAUUGAUUCUGAAGGUAACGUACAUGUAAAUUUACUAUGCGCAAAAAGUAAGGUGUGUCCUUUAAAGGUUCUAUCCGUUCCCCGAUUGGAGACAUGUGCAGCUUUGCUUCUUUCCAAUUUGAUGCAUUUUGUGAUUACCAAUUCUCCCAUUAAAUUUGACAGAAUCUAUGCUUGGUCUGACUCCAGUGUAGCCUUGUAUUGGAUUAAAAGUCAUCCUUCCCGGCUUAAGACUUUUGUAGCCAAUCGUGUUCAGCAGAUCCAAGAUAGAAUUCCUCCCAAUAGGUGGUUUCACAUCAGUGGUGUAGGAAACCCUGCUGAUUGCCUUUCUCGUAGUUUGUUGCCCAAGCAAUUGCUUGACCAUCCGUUAUGGUUCAAUGGCCCCCCAUGGUUAAAGUUGUCUCACGAACUCUGGCCAACCCCUUUAGAGUUCGAUCCAAAGGAUAAUCCGAUUGCGCUUCAAGAAGAACGCAAAGUUACUUGUAAUUUAACCAUACCAGAAAAUUCAUGUGUUGUAAUUAGGCUGCUUGAGCGGUUUUCUUCCUUAAAAACUGUUCAACACAUCGUAGCAUAUUGUAUACGGUUCCGGGAUAAAGGUCUAAAGAAAAGAUCACUUCCCUUAUCCCAAAGUUUAAGUGCUGAUGAGAUAUAUCAAGCUACGUGUAUCAUUGUUAAAUCUGUCCAAGACAAAGUCUUUGUUGAGGAAAUUAAAUGCCUAAAAACCAAUUUAGCUACCCCUAAACCCUUUAGAAAACUUGCCCCGUUUUUGGACUCCCAUGGAGUCGUCAGGGUGGGCGGACGUCUGCGCCAUUCUGAUUUACCAUUUGAUGCCAAGCAUCCUAUGCUUCUUCCCAGAGAUCAUCGAUUGACCUCGUUAAUUAUUGAAAUGUUUCAUAAAGAUCAUGGCCAUCCUGGUCCACGUCUUUUACAAUAUCUUUUAAGACAGCAAUUUUGGAUCUUAUCUAUUGGUAGAGCCGUAAAUUCUGUCCUAUCCCAAUGUUUUAGAUGUCAUAGAGUGAAACCAAUUCCGUUUUCCCCUUUCAUGAGUGAUAUACCCAAAGUUCGUAUUUCCCAAGUUAAACCAUUUUCACAGUGUGGAGUGGAUUAUAUGGGCCCCAUACCACUUACCAUGUCUAGGCGUAGAGGUGUUCAAAGCCAAAAGGGCUAUAUAUGUCUGUUUGUGUGCAUGGUUACCAAAGCCCUACACCUUGAAGUAGCGUCCGAUUUGUCCUCUGAAUGCUUUUUAGCGGCAUUUAGACGCUUUGUUUCACGUCGUGGCAGAUGCUCUGAUAUGUACAGUGACCAAGGCACCAAUUUUGUGGGUGCUUCCCGAAUGCUUUUGUCCUAUCUGCAGGGUUCGGCAGAAACGUUGCAUAUUCAAUGGCACUUUAAUCCGCCUUCCGCACCACACUUCGGAGGCCUGUGGGAGGCAGGUGUUAAAUCGGUUAAAGCGCAUCUUGCGAGAGUGAUAGGUCAACAGGUAUUAUCCUUUGAGGAAAUGUCCACUGUUUUGGCGCAAUGUGAAGCCAUUUUGAAUUCCAGACCACUCUGUGAGAUGAGUUCCAACCCCAAUGAUUUAGAGUGUCUUACUCCUGGUCAUUUCCUGACCAUGGAAGCUCUUACCGCCCCUCCUGAUGAGGCACUAAUCGAUAUCCCUUUUCAUCGACUGAAACGUUGGCAAUUGAUUCAGCAAUUGCACCAAAGCUUCUGGAAACGUUGGUCUUUGGAAUACCUAAAUCGAUUGCAACAACGCAAUAAAUGGACUCUCCCUGACCGUUGUCCAAAAGUUGGCUCUCUUGUCGUAAUCAAAGACAAUAACCAACCCCCUCUUAAUUGGCUUAUUGGUAGGCUGGAAAGGAUUUACUCCAGUCCCGAUAACGUUCCCAGAGUUGUGCAAAUUCGUACAACGAAAGGACUAUUGGACCGACCCCUAAUAAAGGUUUGUCCUUUGCCAUCUCAAUAAGUUUGAGACCAUUCUUUAUUUAUUUUAUUAUUUUCUUUCUUUUUUUUUUUCUCCUUUUUUCAUUAUUUUCUCGGUUGUGUGUUGUUCUACCAAUGGAUGAAAUUAUAAUUUGAAUUAGCUAACCAUUUUUAUUUUGUUGUUUAUUGAGGAGUUUUGCUAUGGAAAUCCUUAUCAGGUGUGAUUACACACUUGACCUUUUAAGUUGCCUAAGAGAAAAAAUUGUAUUUUUUGGUGGGCGGAAUGUUUGGAAUUGGCAAAUUUAAAGGGUAUUUGAAUGCACCGCCAAUUUUGUUAGAAGUAUUGAUUAUUUUAAUUGACCAAUAACAAUCCAUAUCCGCGUGCAUGCGUCAAUGAUGGCUUGGACAGGUGCACGCUUCCUCCCGCGAGAGACGGGCUUUUUGAUCGGUACCAUCAUACGAUACGCAUCGAAAUAUAGAAUAGCGUGUGUGUUGAGAAAACUGGCCGGCCAACCAUCUAAUCUACAGUUCUACAUAUACCAAUUCAUCGAGUGUCAGCAAACCAAAACCGAACGAUCUUUUGGCUACUACGGAUCUUCUGCAUAGCUUGCAUCAGGUAUCUAUCAACAGAUCUUUCUUUUGAAGCUCUGAGCGAAACAUUUCGCAUGAAUAACUACACCGUGGGUAAAAUCGUAGAAGAAACUGCUGAUGCUAUUUGGAACCAAUUAGCUCCAAUCCAUUUACCGGUUCCAAAUCGAGCAAGAUUUCUUGAAAUUCCUGCAGAAUUUAAGGACAUGUGGAACUGUCCUAACUGUGCCGGUUGCAUAGACGACAAACAUGUUAAAAUCAAAGCUCCUCGGAACAGUGGUACCAUGUUUUACAACUAUAAAAAAUUUUUCUCUGUUAAUCUGCACGGUGUAGCAGAUGCUCGGUGUAAAUUCAUAUUCAUUGACGUUGGACCCUUCGGAAAGCAAAGUGACGGGGGCGUAUUCGAAGCUUCUCCAAUCUCAACUUUUUUUGAACAUUGCUCUGAAACGUUGCCAGCUCCUUCACCAUUCGAUGACAGUGACACUCUGGUUCCAUUUGUUCUAGUCGGUGACGAUGCGUACCCUUUAAAGAUUUUUUUAAUAAAACCAUUCAGUCAAAGAAAAAUGACCGAAGCACAGCGCGUUUUCAACUAUCGAUUGUCACAGUGCAGAAGGUGUAUAGAAUGCGCAUUUGGAAUUUUAACUGCAAAAUGGAGAUUACUCUACAAAGCCAUUGAAAAAGAGGUAGAAAAAGCUGAGAAAAUAAUCAAAUGCAUGUGCCUUCUGCAUAAUUUGAUUAUUGACAAAGAGAAUAUUACACUGAAUCAACGAGUUUUUGAAGACGCUCUACAGGAAUACCAACAAAAACAUAAAAGACCAGAUCUUGGCGGAAGACGAUUUAACAGAUCCUCUACCGCUGCACAAGAGGUGAGAAAUUUCUACAAAGACUACUUCAAUGACCCUGGAAGUGUUUCGUGGCAGAAUGAAAUGGUCUUCAACGUUAAUAAUAAGAGAUAAACCUUAGAUACAGCGAGGCAGACAGAAUACUGCACUAUGGAAUUAAACAUUAUAUGAUGAAAAUUUUGGUUUUUUUUUACCUACAUUAUAGCAUGAUAAAAUUUCGGUCGUUAAUAAUUACGGGGCA
This is a messenger RNA of Anthonomus grandis grandis, 7558 nucleotides long. RefSeq lists its product as uncharacterized. Lineage: Eukaryota; Metazoa; Arthropoda; Insecta; Coleoptera; Curculionidae. Gene Ontology annotation, molecular function: nucleic acid binding. The transcript is spliced from 3 exons. Gene Ontology annotation, biological process: DNA integration. The record is from RefSeq and is a predicted model, not a curated record. The coding region runs from base 765 to 5930 and encodes 1721 amino acids.